GUCCCUCCCUCUCCCGCUUCAGUCUGUGCACAGGCACCUUCAACAGCACUGCUGUGGUGCUCUGUCCUGGUCAGACUAGGCUACUGUGGUUUUUAUUUGUAGUUCCAUUUUACCCCCAUUAUUUUUCUGUCAUCAUUUGAAAAUGUGUGUGAACAAAAGUCAAGAUUGGUUAACUGGCAACUCAGUGAUUCUCUCCAGUUUUAAUAAUUAUAUUACCUAUGGAUGCUACUGAAGAGGGAAGAUCUUCGAACGUGCAUGAAUUUCUUCAUGGAAGAAUAGGAAGUGAAAAAGUGUUCAGAACUUUGCUUCCUGAUUGAAAACAUCUACCAGUGCAGUGAUAAGUGAUUGUGUUGACUCAUUUCAUUCUUACAAUGGCUCAAGUCAUAUUCAUGGUGUUGUGUGUUAUGGCAGCUAUGAUGAUGCACAGUGGAAGUGCAGAUAGUUCAAAGGAAGUUCUUCCUCCACCCUGUGAUAGUAAUAUUUAUUGUUAUGGUAAAUUGCUGCAUACCAUACAGAUGGCAUCUCUGUAUCAUGAUUCCAAAACUUUUGUUGACAUGAAGAUGAAAUUCACCCAGAAUGAAACUCUCCGACUGUUUGAAGAUAUGAUGUCAAGAUCUCAUGAUAAUCCUUCAAGACUUGAUUUAGAGAGGUUUGUGAAUGAAACCUUUGAUCCACCAGGAAGUGAAUUUGAGUUUUGGGAUCCCUCUGAUUGGAAGCAAAGUCCUGGAUUUCUGAAAAACAUCAGUGACCCUGCAUUUCAAGAGUGGGCAGGUGAUUUAAAUCAUCUGUGGAAGUCUCUCGGUCGCAAGAUGAAGGAAGAUGUCCGAAUCAAUGAAGACCACUAUUCCAUCAUUUAUGUACCUAAUCCAGUGAUUGUUCCGGGUGGCCGCUUCCGUGAGUUUUACUACUGGGAUUCUUACUGGAUUGUGAGGGGUCUUCUUCUUUCAGAAAUGUAUGACACUGUGCGUGGAAUGCUUGGUAACUUUAUAUCCAUUGUUGAAAGAAUUGGCCUUAUUCCUAAUGGUGGGCGCGUUUACUACAAUAGAAGGUCUCAACCCCCAUUACUGACACCUAUGGUUUUGAGUUAUAUAGAGGCUACAAAUGAUUGGAAUUUUGUUAAAGCAAAUAUUGAUACCCUUGAUAAAGAGUUCAAGUUUUGGAUUGAUAAACAUGUUGUUUCGGUGGAAAAGGAUGGAAAGCACUACAGACUUGCUCGUUUCUUAGACUACUCCUCCGGGCCUAGACCUGAAUCUUACAGGGAAGAUAUUCAAAGUGCACAAAUAUUUCAGACAGAAGGUGAAAAGGAAAAUUUCUACAGGCAACUCAAAGCUGGAGCUGAAUCAGGUUGGGAUUUUUCUAGUAGGUGGUUCAUUUUAAAUGGCACAAACAAAGGAAAUUUGACAAAUACCAUGGCAACCAACAUUCUGCCAGUUGAUUUAAAUUCUAUAAUGUAUUGGAAUGCUGUAAUUCUAUCUGACUUCCAUAAAAGACUUAAUAAUGCUAGCCAAGCCCUGUAUUAUGAAGAGGUUGCAAAAGAAUGGCUUGAAGCAGUUGACAAAGUUUUGUGGCAUGAGGAAGUUGGUGCCUGGUUGGAUUAUGAUAUAUUAAAUGAGGUGAAAAGAGAUUAUUUCUAUCCCACAAAUUUAUCACCAUUUUGGACUGGAUGUUUUGACCCUGCCAAGCGAGAUGAUUAUGUUGGCAAAGUACUUAAAUAUCUAGAGAAGACCCGUAUCACAGUCAAUCUUGGAGGAAUCCCAUCAACUUUAGAGCAUUCUGGUGAACAAUGGGACUACCCCAAUGCAUGGCCCCCUCUGCAGUAUAUUAUGAUUAUUGCAUUAGACAAUUCCGGUGAUCCAGCUGCCAAAGAUUUAGCAUAUGAGCUAACGGAAAAAUGGGUUAGAUCUAAUUAUAAGGCCUAUAAUGAUACGCAUGGCAUGUAUGAAAAGUAUGAUGCGACUGUUUUUGGAGGUGGUGGUGGCGGAGGAGAGUAUGAAGUUCAGUUAGGCUUUGGAUGGACAAAUGGAGUCAUUAUGGAGCUGCUGCAGAAGUACGGGGAACGUUUGACUGUUAAAUCAAGAUUUGAAGAGGAACAUCCUCUCGUAUCAGCAGGAGCUGCUGGGGCUGUUGUUGCAAUAUCAGUUGCUGGUCAGGUUCUUACAGCCAUCCUAGCAUUCUUUGUAACACUGGCUGCAGGGUGUGUCGGAAUCACUGUAUACAAAAAGAGGCACCAAUUCAGUAAUGCUCCUGACAGGCAAGCUUUAUUUCCUAAAUUGACUGGAGGGUACAUGGAACUAAGAGACAUGACAUUUGAUUGAAGUUGAUGUAAGCUACACGAGAAGUGAUAUUACUAUGGUUGAUUUGUCCUUUUAAAAGAAAUCUCACAAAAGCCGGUUUUUUGUUAGUUUUCUUUUUACUUCUUUCAUUUUAAUAUUAGCAUGUAUAUUAAGGAGCAGACCUGAAAAAAUUAAAUUAUUUACUUGACUAGUCCCCUGUAGAUCUUAUCUCCUGAGAUGCAGUAUUUGCUCUUUAGUCACGAACAUUAGAAUGCUGUGUCAGAAAGCCCCUUUCUCUGGUUAAUUUAGGUUGUUUUUUUUAAAUGAAAGGUUUAGAGUUAUGCAAGGGUAAACUACGGGAGUGCAAGAUUUAUUUAUAUUUAUAAACAACAUGUUAGUGCUGUGAUCGGCUUUUCCAGAGUGGCCAGGAUAUCCUUAGUUUUGAGAACUUCAACUGUAACUCCUUAUUUUCUUGAAGUAAAAUUUUCUAGUUUUAUAAAUCUAAAUAUGUACAUGCUGUGCCUCACAAUUAUGAAGCUUUUCUACAGCAUUUGUGAUAGAGUAUAGGUUUAUGUUUCACAUAUCACAGUACUCUGGAUCAGCCUCUCCUUGCAAACUUCUAAUCCUCUUUAAUGACCUAUAUUCUAAUCUAAUAGGUAUAUUUUUAUAUAGAGAUAAUGUCAAGGCAGUGGUAUAAGUCUUUCCAUGCAUCGCUGGCUCUUAGUAUCUUCUUCAAACGAUAUUAAUUAUUCAGCCACAACCAAGACAUAAAACUAAACUUUUAUAAUUUUGUUAUACCAAAGUUUCAUUUUCCUUCCCUAGCUCUUCUGUCGUUGGGAAAAGUAGAAAUCAUUUUUCAUGUGAUGAAAAUUCAAUUGUGUGAAAGUUUCUGUUUCCCCUAUUUUUUUUUUCCUUUUGAGUGGGUGGUACAUUGUAACUAUAUUUUGCCUGUUAAAUGUGUGUAAGUGUGUGCAUCUGAUGUUAGAAUGGAGGAAAGGCUCAACUGGGCUAUUUAUGUGAUAUUUCAGUGUGUGUGUUUUUUGUCUGAUGUUCAAGGAAACAUCAGUAAAACUUGACAACUAGUACAAUAUUUUCAUAAAAUUAAUUAAACCACUUCCUAUGAUGCCUUGAACAAAAUUUUAUCUUGUUUCACUGUCAUGGCUUGACUCAUAUCACCUCAACCAAAAAUUACCCAGUUAGUUUUAAUUAUUUUUUGGUGAUCUUAGUGAAUCUGGCUGUUCAAGUCAUUGGUUGCUGUCCAUAGUGUGUGUGUAAAGUGGUAUUUUGUAUGAAUCUGGCAGCUUGGAGCCGGGCAGGUUUGAUAGUCAUCACCUUUGUGUUGAUUGCUUAUGUGAUUCUUAAGGAUAUGUUGUUGAUUUCUUUGAAGUGUGUAUUUUUGAUGCAGUAUUCAUGACUUUAACGUUACUGGCAUACAAGCUAAGCUUAAAGUAGGUUUAGUCAGAAAGACAGAGACUAGGCUGGCAGCAAGUGUAUGAAAUGAGUGUCUUAUCUUUAUGAUUCCUUGAAUUUUUAUUACCUUCCCUUGUAAAUAAUCCCUUUUGAUGUACUUUGUUUUGUCUGAGACAGUGCUAAUGACAAAUGAUAGUGUUAUUGUUGUAAUGAAGACACCAAUAGAUUGAAUUUAAAUUUUUACUCCUUGAAUAUUUGUUUACCUUCACCUUGAGAGGGAAGGCUAAUAUAUGAAAUAAGUACUUGGUGCUUUUCCCAGGGAAACAAUCUAGACUGCCUUUUAUAUUGUAAGAUUUUAAGGGUAUUGGCCCUCCUAUUGUAAAGAAGAGGGCAGAUGUUAUGUGUCAGAAAUUCAUUCUGGUAUUUAUUUGUGUUUCUUCUGUUGAUUGGAAAUGUAUAUUUAUUGAGGUUGACACCACUGUUCAUCAGUUUGAAUGAUGUAGUUUCAGAUUGUUUGACAAAGCAUAUAUGCAUGUGUGUGCAAUAGCCAGUGGCACCUAGCAGAAUAUUGCCCUUGCAGGAUAUUUUCUAUUCAGAAAAGUUUUUGUGUUCCAAUUCCAUGUUAUGAUGUAAAUGAUAUUAUUCCAGUACAAAUUGGGAUGUUUGAGUUGAAUUGAGGAAGAGACAGUUAGUCAGCCAGUCAGGGUGUUUAAUGAUGUCUUAUCUUCCUAUUUUCAACCUGGGCUUGCACAAAUCACUCAACUGAUGUAAGUAUUUUUCUGUAUUGAGAAUGAAUUAUCAAUGAAUUUGGGUAAUAUUACCUCAUACUGGUGCUGACAAUACACCUCUAUGUUUAUUGUUGCCAAUCUUGAUUUCCUUGCUAUUUCAUGUGAAACAUAGGCACAUGUUAAACAUUAUACUCAAUUUCAGUGAUGUUUUCUAUGAAUAUUCAUGAUUUUAAAAUUUUUAAUGGGACUUGCAUUCUUGACUUCUGAUGAUGUGAUCAUAUAAUUUCAGUCAUGUAUAUUUUCUGAGGUACGCUACGCCUUCCAAAACUUUGACAUUUGCCUCAAAAGCAACACUUCUUUGUAUUUCUUUGAUUCUAUUAUUUAUCGUAUCUGCUCAGAAAGACAUUCUUCAUUAUGCAUAAUCAGCGAUUAUAUUGUUAACUUGUUUUAUUUUGAGGUGUACAGUGUGGAAAAAAAUGGUGCAGGCACCCAAGUUUUCCCCCUCUUUCUAGUUUCUAUUUUAAGUGUAAAUGUUUACUAAUUUAAGGUAAUGGUGCCAAAGAGAGUUGUUAUGCUUUGUUACUGAAAUGUAUCAUUUCCCCUGAGAUUGCGCAGUACUUUUUACUGUUUCUUCUUAAUUGCUGCUGUAUCUAUUUGCCUCCUCUUUGCCACCCAGUAACACGAAAAGUUUAAUUUUAUGUUAAAGUUUAAGUUGGUUGUCAUUUACUGCCCUGGAAAGAAUUUUUAUUGUAUACUGAUUUGUUUUACAUGCUCUCUGAAGCUGCAGCAGAGUUAGAAAUCCUGCUGGCUUGUCUUUUAAAAUUGGUGUUACAGGCGGUAUUUAUGAAAUAAAUGUAUAUUUUCAAUUA
Messenger RNA from Frankliniella occidentalis (western flower thrips), 5280 nucleotides. Its product is annotated as trehalase. The transcript is spliced from 2 exons. Lineage: Eukaryota; Metazoa; Arthropoda; Insecta; Thysanoptera; Thripidae. The record is from RefSeq and is a predicted model, not a curated record. Gene Ontology annotation, molecular function: alpha,alpha-trehalase activity. Gene Ontology annotation, biological process: trehalose catabolic process. The coding region runs from base 372 to 2315 and encodes 647 amino acids.